AUGACCAUGAUAGAGAUGACCCUCCUCCUGUUCCAACUCUUUGGCUUCUACCUGUACUCUCCCACCUCGAUCUGCUUCAAGAUGCAGUUCUCCGUCAUCCUACUCGCCCUCGCAACCUACACUUCCCCCCCUGAGCCCGUCGGUUCCUCCCUCUCCGAUUUCAAGGACCGCGUCUUCAAGAACUCCCCCGCAUCUGCUGCUUUUUUGGUCAUGGCAGUCAUCCAAUUUAAGUUGUUUCAGCGCGUGCUUCGCUUCGAACGUAUCAAAGCUAUCAAGAGUAAAUACGGCUACACGGAGGACUCGGCUACAUGGAAAGACAUGACGAUCGACCAAGCCCAGGAGAUCGAGAGAAACAUUGCCGAGUGGGAGUUCCCAAGACUGUUCCAGUUCGCCUGGGUGUCCGGAUUGUUACGUGCUUUGACGAAUCCUGGUGUUUCUCGUGCACUUAUAAAAUCGGGAUAUAUGGUCAACCUUGAUCAGAUGAUAGAACAUAAUCGCUUGCAGACAACCAUCUAUAUGAUGUCCGGUAUGAUGGCUUAUAGAAUUGGCUCUCGGAAUCAUAGCCUGAUCAUCUCCCGUAUCAACGAGCAUCACCAUCGCUACGGAAAAUGGAUAAACAGCGACGAUGUCCUAUAUCUCAUCAUCCACUUCGCUAUGGCACCCGUCUCAUGGAUCAAUAAGUUCGGAUACCGUUCGCUCGAAGGAUUCGAGGUCGAUGCUCUGCGGAUUCUCUGGCGUGAGCUCGGUUGCCGUAUGGGUGUCAAGUGCAUCCCAGAGACCCUCGACCAGGCUAAGGAGUGGCGCACAAAAUUUGAGGAGACAUCCCGUUGGCGUGCGGAUACAAACCAGACAGCUGGAAUGGCCUUGAUGAACCAGAUCAUGUGGAGCGUUCCAUCCAUGCUCAAACCCUUGACCAGAAAGAUCCUCGUCUCAAUCCUUGAUUGGGAUGUCGUCCAUUUUUGCCAAUUUGAAAAGCUGGGCCGAUCUUUGACUCUCCGAAGCACCGCUUUUUCUUUCUUCCGUCUCUGCGGCUUCUGCAUUCGCGAAUUCGGUGCGCCACGCUACGGUCCUUACAAGCGAGUUCCUGACGGACCCAACAAGAAUGGUCUUAUCAACUUUGGCCACACCCCCUACGAUACGCUACCCUUCUUCCAAGAGCGAAGCCUGUGGAACCUUUAUGGAUAUGGAGCCCUCCUUAGACGUGCUUUUGAUAUCCCGCUGCCUAGCCCUAGGUUCUACUCUGGUGGCAUAGCCAUUGAGUCCAUGGGCGCACCCCAGGACUCGGCCGAAACCCAAGCCAUGGUCGAUGAGAAAGUCCGCGAGAACGCCGCCGUCCUCGAACAGGCUCCCUACGGAUACCGCCCUGCAAUCGGGUACCAAGCCGGUCGACUUCUCCGCCCAGUCGACGGUCCCUCAUACGGUCUGGAUAUGAACACUUUCCCUGAAUUGACUAUCUUGAUCCCCGCUUCGACUGAACGCUUCGAGAAUAAAUUCCAGCGCCGAGCCCUGGAAGAUGUCGUUGCCUUUGACGAUGGCGAGAUCGCUGCCCCUGAGGUCGAAGAUAUCCACGAUUCUUCCAGCAUGGUCCUAGUUUCUGCUUGA
Drepanopeziza brunnea f. sp. 'multigermtubi' MB_m1 is the source of this 1602-nucleotide messenger RNA. The record is from RefSeq and is a predicted model, not a curated record. NCBI's taxonomy places the organism in Eukaryota, Fungi, Ascomycota, Leotiomycetes, Helotiales, Drepanopezizaceae.